AUUAAGAGGAUCCUCUUGGUGCUUAGAAUACAAUUUUUUCGAUCUGAUCGAUUCGAUGAUAUCAAAAAAACUUUCAAGUGUACAUACGAAAGUAACAGCUUUCGGUAUGUGCCCGCAAUUGUGUAUGCCGGAAGUAUAAUGCAUUCCAAUACAUCCGUCCAACGGCAUAUUGCCCGACAGUGCUGAUAGUUUCUCUCUCUCUCUCUCUCUCUAGUCUCUCUUUUCUCCUUCUUUUACCGUUUGUACACAUAGAUAGAAUCUCACCUCACGUCAAGGCUCACUCUUGAUGCGCAUGCCUUAUUUACACAACGUGUAUCAUAACCAUAACUCGUCGCGUAUUGGUUUGAUUAAUAGUAUACUGUUAUUAUUAUGCAAAGAAUUUUCCUGGUAGAUAGUCAGCUUUACGCAGAAGAAUAUUAAAAAGUGUCUGGUUGUAUGUGGCAUGUAGGAAAUAACUCUUGAAAUUAUUAACAAGCAAAAUAAAAAUACACUGUAAUCAUAACUGAAAUUAUGACAACAUUCUUUUUUGAUAUUCUGAAGUAUGCUUUCAUCGCCUACGACCUACGAAAUAAACACGAUCAUAUAAUAAUUGUGUUUCUAAACAUAUCCUUCUAGAUAUUUGAAGAAGUUUAUCAAUAAAUUUAUUUGUUCCAUCCAACGGUAGAAAUAUUUAACCAGUAGUUUCGUAUUCAAUUAAACUAAUCGUUUUGCUAGAGAAUAGGGCCGAGCUGAUAAUGGAUGAACGUGUCAAACCAUCAAUUCAAAGUGUGCGUAGAAGACUUUUUGUCGAACAGGAUGGCGAGGAAGAGAACGUUUGCAAUCAUAUUAGAGAGGACAGUCAACGAAAAGCAGAAGAAGACAUGAAGAAAUGGAACUUUGAUUUUAAGCGUGGAGUGCCACUACCUGGUCGUUACGAAUGGAUAAAAUUAGACGAACACGGAAACGAAAUUUCUGAUUCCACAAAUUUAGUUAACGAAGAACAGAGUCAGAAUGAGCAGACAGAACAGAUAGAACAAAGAGAAAUAAAUGCAAGGAGAAACGACGAACCGGCGGACGAAACUGCGACUUACGAAAACUCGUAAUAUUAUAUUCGAUACAGUGGAUAGUAGUAAAGAUUUUUUAUUUUUAGCAGUAACGAGAGACAGAAAUUGCUCUUCGUGCAAAAAUCUAUAAAUGUUAAAUUUCAAAAUGUGAUUUAUCUUCAUGAAUGAUAAAAAUUAUUUGUAAAUUUCUACUCAAACAUUUCGAGUAAAAUUAGAUAGAUUUUUAUACAAAUAGCGUAAAAAUGGGCCAAUAUAAAGUAAUCCUAAACAAAUGUGAUAAGAUUACAUUCUCGAAUUGAUUAUUUAUUAAUUAAACUGACUUAUUAAUCAGUUUAUAAAGUCUAGUCAGAGAAGACAUAAUGAGUCAAAACUUGUCUUGAAGAAAUCAAAGCAAAAUUUGUUUUAAUUAGUGAAUUUUAUUAAUAUCUGAAAAAAAGACUAAAUCAUGAUAUCUGUUUUAAAUUAACUCAAUUAUAAUUCAAUUAAUACUAAUGUUAAAGCAUUGCCAUGUAACUUUAUUUAAUUUAAUAUUUAUACGGAAAUGAACGUGCAAUACACGUAAUUAUACUCAAUUGAUAUUUAUAACUCGCGAUAAAUAAUUCGCACAGUUUUAUAUAUAUAGA
Messenger RNA from Nylanderia fulva, 1666 nucleotides. RefSeq lists its product as uncharacterized. The record is from RefSeq and is a predicted model, not a curated record. Gene Ontology annotation, cellular component: nucleus. Gene Ontology annotation, biological process: regulation of cell cycle. Lineage: Eukaryota; Metazoa; Arthropoda; Insecta; Hymenoptera; Formicidae. Gene Ontology annotation, molecular function: cyclin-dependent protein serine/threonine kinase inhibitor activity.